Molecule: messenger RNA, 2799 nt
Organism: Cladocopium goreaui
Lineage: Eukaryota; Dinophyceae; Suessiales; Symbiodiniaceae
Source: the annotation of a GenBank genome assembly
AUGUUCUGGAGGCGGCUGUGGACCGCUGCAGUCCUACUCUGGACUACAGAUGCAAAUCAUCACAGUCCUCACAGAUUACAGGCCAAGGCCGUAGAUCAUAGACAUAGCGAGAGACGGCCACGAGUGGAGAAGCCAGCUGUGCCAGCUGCAGAGGUUCAGCUUGUGGAAAGGCACAGCAAUCGGCACCAUGGAGACGGCUCCGGUGGCUCCGAUCCGCCAGAGACAUCCAGUAAGACAGCUUGCAAUCCAGAUCUUGAUCUCUUGCGACAUGUCAUGGGCGCACAGAGGAAGAAUUACUUCAAAUCGGGUGAACCCUACAAUGGUGCUGAGAGCCAUGAGAAGGUCGUAGGUCUCUCCAUCCUCAAUCUACCUCGUGGUUGCCAGCACUGGCAGACUGAAGAACAUUGUUGCAAUCGCGGGUUCUUCAAGAAGAUCAGUGAGACGACCAAGAGCAUUGUAGAAGACUUUGCCUUCGUGCGGGAUCAGUACCACAACUUUGAGAAGGAUGUGGUUGAGCCUGCUCAGAAGGCAGCCAUGGACGAUGUGGAAGUCAUAAAGCGCUUGACAGAGGCCACAACUAUUGCAGCACCAGGCAUCCAAACAGUGCUCGACUUUAUUGACAAAUGUGAAGAUCCGCUUCGACUCUUUUUUUCGAGCACUGCCUGCAGUUUGUGUGCUCCGAACUUGGAGAAGAACCUGACCGAGGAGCAAACUUUGCAUGUAGGUCUUGAAAGUUCUCAAGCUCUGCAAAAAGGGUGUCAAAAGAUGCCAGAUCGCUUGGAAGAAGCCGGCAGGGCAUUUCUAAAGGCGCGGGAUCUUCUGAUCGACAUCUCCCAGGAGCCUUGGUACAAUCACACUACAACUUGGCUUGAUCGAGCCGGGAAGUUGGCUUUGAUCCGCUCCAAGAAAGUGAGCUUCUACAAGACAGAGGACUUUUUCAAGGUCGUUGAGAGACAGGGCUACACCUACUCACCAGAGCUGUGGGGCAAUGUCCUGAUGCUUCACAUUUCGUCCUUGGCAAGCGAUCAAGAGAAGCAGAGCUUCCUUCCACAGAAUGAGCUUCACUACUUCAUACCGAAGGUGGGACAACUGGAGAAGUUGAAGAAAGAAGCAGAAACAAUCGAGAGCGAAUUCCAAGGUACACCUGAAGCGUUGAUAGAAAUUGAUGCAGAGGAGUCUGAGUCUGCAGAAGUGGACGAGGGAAGGGAAUUGAAGUGCGAGCAUGGAGAGCACAGGGGCAGCCACUGCGCUUGUUACGAAUGUUGGUCUGGCAUUGAGUGCGACAAGCCCAUGCCUGUGGGGCCCUAUGUGCAGCAGGACUUCGAGCCCCUGGUGGUGCAGAUCGCGGAGGGAGCUCAGCAGUCCUUGGCCAUCCAGGGCUGUGCACUGCAUGCAGAUCUCAGGCACCAGUUGGCGCGCAUCACCUUGAUCCCCGGACAUCAUCCCUCAGAGGCCACAGACAAGGCUGCCAAGGAUUCUCUUUGCCGGAUGGCUGGCAGCCAGCACACAGAGUCCCUCAAAGCCCGUGUUCCGCACACCGUGGCUCAAGAUGAGUACAUCUACCUCAUCGACAUUCCUUUGGGUGAAUCUCCUUGGUAUCAAGUGUGCUACUGCUACGGCGUGGACUGCACUGAUGCCUCCACCUCCGACGGUUGGUAUAGCCUAGGCGAAGUCCAGGUGGUUGAGAGUCAUCAAGAUCGCGACAAGAUUGUCACGCAGAUGUUCACCCCAGAGGCCCUGAAGGAGCGGCGAAUGCGCCAACGGGAGACGAAGAAAAACUGCAGCCACACCUGGGUUCUGCCACAUGACGCCACGUUCUAUCUGGAGCACUAUGCAGACCAAUCACUUUCAAAUGCCGAACAGGCUUCAUUAAUUUGUGGCCUUGAAGAUGUCUCCGAAGGACAUGACCACUUGGGAACCUUGGCUGAAGCCACCAAGGAACCAGAAGAUGACUUCCCGGCAUGUUCCUGGGCAAUGGCUGAGUUGUGCACCAAUGAGACUGCGCAAGAUGUGAUCUCCAAAGAUAGCCCACCUGUGGUGAACAGCUUCUCUGGAGAUGGAUUGGUCCACUACAGGUGUCAACAAGAGGAGAAUGAGAUGCCUAUGCGAAUUGCUGUGAAGGGCUUGAAGGAACUCCAGCCCAAGCAGCAGGUGGUCGUGCAUGGAACCGAAGUUGCUGAACUUCUCGGCUACGACCAGAAAAACAACAAGUACAAAGUCAGAUUUCUCAAGGGACACACCGAGGAGGUGGAGCCCGCAAAACUGGAAAGUCUUUUGAAGGAGACAUCUUUCACCCGGCGAUGCGAGGGCGGCAAGAUCGUUCCACUUGGCAUUGAGAUUCGUUGUUUCAAGGUGCCUGAAGUGGAUGACCUCCCAGAACCAGUCGAAGUCAGAAAGGUUGGGGUGGUGGAGGCCUCUUUUCUCGAAGAACAUGAAGCGGUGCGAAGCCAGGACCUGUCACAAAAGGUCCAGCUGGUCAAGGAGGAACAUGCUCACCUAAAGAUGGCCAGCAAGGUGGUCGAAGUGGUCAAAGAGCAGCCAUUCCUGCUACGGCCGUGGCCCGUGAAACUGUCCGCUGACACAGAUCGCGUCUUCCGUGUGGAUUCGUGCUGGACAAGCCCGCUGAAUUGCAGCGAUGGCCAGCCAGCAGAGGACACAGCUAGGUAUUUGCAGAAGGAAUCAGUCCGGCAUGAAGAUUUGGCUCAGACGAACCGAUCCUGGAUCCUGGGUGCAGGUGGCUUAGCUGUGGCCCUGCUAGUGGUGAGCUGGUGUAGCCUACGCGAGAGAUCGCAGAAAUGA